Molecule: messenger RNA, 2362 nt
Organism: Neltuma alba
Lineage: Eukaryota; Viridiplantae; Streptophyta; Magnoliopsida; Fabales; Fabaceae
Product: protein kinase and PP2C-like domain-containing protein
Exons: 12
Coding region: 245-2218 (657 amino acids)
Biological process (GO): protein phosphorylation
Molecular function (GO): protein serine/threonine kinase activity; ATP binding
Source: RefSeq, a predicted model, not a curated record
UGGGGAGGAGGAGAGGGAGAGAAGGCAUGAGGCGGCCAAACAGAGGCCACAAACAAUUGCAACACGAAAUUUCCAUCACCAAAAACAUAAUACAACAACGGACCCCUCUCUUCCGUUUUCCGUUGUCUCUUUCUAUUUGUAUUCUUCCUCUGCCAGGCCUCUCACCCAACUUUAAAUUCUCUGUUUCUUCUUCCGCCACCUCCUCAUCUUCUACCUGCAGCCCCGAGAAGAAGCUCUGAAAGAGAUGGGUUUGGAGAUUAUGGUGCCCAACACGUGCAUUAGGGGCUGCUGUUCCAGCACUUCUAUUCCUCUCCAUGUUCCUCCUUCCUCUUAUUCUCUUUUAGCUCCAAUUGCCAGAGGGGCGGAGAGUCUUGUGUACGAAGGGACUUUAGAUGGGAACAAGGUUGCUGUCAAGAAACCUAUCCUGUCAACUACGGAAGAUAUCAACAAGUUCCACAAAGAAUUACAGCUGUUAUGCAAGUUAGAUCACCCGGCGAUAGCAACGCUAAUUGCUGCUCAUGCAAAGCCGCCCAAUUACCUCUUUUUCUUCAAAUUCUAUGAAUCUCUCAACCUUGCACAAAAGUUACACUUGGAAGAAUGGACCCCGAGUGUCAGUUACGCACUUAUGAUAAUAAUUCAGUUAGCUAAAGCUUUGCAGUAUCUUCAUAACCUUGGGAUACUACAUAGAGAUGUGAAACCAGCAAAUAUUCUUCUUGACGAAAAUCUUUAUCCACACCUCACAGAUUUUGGUUUGGCAGAAUACAAGAAUGACCUUAAGAGAGUUUCUCUUGAAAAUUGGAAGUCUUCUGGCAAGCCGACUGGUGGUUUUCAUAAAAAAAAUAUGGUUGGAACUCUAAUUUACAUGGCUCCUGAAAUAUUAAAGAAGGAGCUGCACACAGAAAAAUCAGAUGUCUACAGUUUUGGGGUGACAAUCAACGAACUCCUUACAGGUGUUGUACCAUAUACUGAUCUUCGUGCAGAAGCACAGGCUCACACAGUACUCGAGAUGAACUAUACAGAGCAGCAACUAACAGCAGCUGUUGUUUCUGAUGGAUUAAGGCCAGUCCUUGCUGCUCAGGAGUCGGGUGUACCUUCAAGAUUAUUAGCAUUAAUACAGAGAUGCUGGGAUGCAAAACCUGAAAAUAGACCUUCCUUUGAUUAUAUAGUUAAGGAGCUUGAUUCCAUCAUUGAGCACAGAAGGGACGGUGACGAUGGACACCUCAGACCUUGUAAGUUGCGUGACAAUCAGGUUGUAGACGGGAGCAAUAAUCACCUUCAGGCUUAUCAAGAGAGCAUUAAUUGGUCUACCCUGGGAGAACUUCUCUCAAAGAGAUCCUCCAGUGGAACUGAUUCUAAAUUGAGAACCUGGCAUAGGGCUUUUGAUGAGCCUUUGGCUCACUGUCCAACACUUUCUUGGGGAUCUUAUGCUACCUGUGCGAGAAGGGAGACCAUGGAGGACACACAUUUCAUUCUUCCCAGCAUGUGCAAUGAAAAGGACGUACAUGCUUUUGGCAUCUUUGACGGCCAUAGAGGUGCAGCAGCUGCUGAGUUUUCUGCUCAAGCCUUGCCAGGAUUCCUGCAAGCUUUAGGUUCUAUAGGAAGUCCAGCUACCACACUCGUUGAGGCAUUCCUUAAAACAGAUUAUGCCUUCAGAGAAGAGCUUGAUUCCUGUCGUAAAUCCAGAAGAGUCACCCAGAAGGACUGGCAUCCUGGCUGUACAGCGGUUGUCACUCUUGUAGUCAGAAACAAGCUUUUUGUUGCUAACAGUGGUGAUUGCAGGACAAUCUUAUGCCGCGCUGGUUCUCCCAUUGCUCUAAGCAAAGAUCAUGUUGCAAGCUGUCCUGAAGAGAGAGAGCGUGUUAUUCGUAAUGGAGGGCAAGUUCGCUGGCAAGUUGAUACCUGGAGGGUUGGCCUUCCUGCACUCCAGGUUACACGUUCCAUUGGGGAUGACGAUCUGAAGCCGGCUGUAACUGCAGAACCGGAGAUAACUGAAACUACUCUAUCCUCAGACGAUGAAUAUUUGGUGAUGGCGAGUGAUGGACUGUGGGAUGUGAUGAGCAAUAAAGAAGUUAUAAGCAUAAUCAAAGAUACAGUGAAAGAGCCAGGAAUGUGCUCAAAGAGAUUGGCUACCGAGGCAGUGGAACGAGGUAGCAAAGAUAACAUUACGGUCAUUGUGGUUUUCUUGCGCCCUGUCUCUACAGCAGAGAGAAUUUAUUAGGACACCUAAGAAUUAUAUUAACGUGGUGCCUUGCGCUUAUUUGUGUCAUAUCCGUACUUCCUACGCUGUAGGUAGACCUUAGAGGGGUCAAUUUUUAUUUCUCCCUAGUGCCCGUUUGGUUCAAAGAACCACAGGGAACGUAAU